AUGGGGCUCAUGCGAGUCCAAGCUGUGAGUAGUAAAAGUGCUCAGCAGUUAAUAAAGAUGAUUCAUGUGCGAGAAAGACAGAUCUUUGAGUCUGAGGAUGAAGGUAUCACUAAAAUAUACAAGGAGCGUUCCAGGAUCAAUAACAAGUUUAAUUUUUACUAUAUGAUGGUUAACUAUUGGGAUACCAUUAGCUACUUGUACAUUAUAUUUCCUCUAUUUUACCCAUACCAAGAGAUCUACGAUCCUGUUAAAAACCAAACCAAACUACACAAAGAUUUGCCAAUUAAUUCAUGGAUACCAUUUGACAUUGAUCAAAAUUAUUUCAAAGCUUUCUUAUGGGAAGAGAUCGCUGCAACUUGUUGUGCAGUCUACAAUUAUGGAACAGAUAUCUUCUUUUUCAGCUUUAUUAGUUAUAUUAUAGGACAACUCGACAUUCUUAAUUACAUUAUUUUGAAUUUUGAGAGUUAUAAGGAGAAAAUUAAGGAUCAAAUUGAGUGUGAUGACGAAAAAGCUGAGUUUGUAACCAUGCAGCUUUGUAUAAAAGAACAUCAAAGGCUAAUGAGGUCAGUAUCUGAUGAGCCUCCAGUUCAAGAAGUUAAAGAACCAGAAACCGAAACUAAGUUAGAAAUUCAAGUUAAAGAUAAAUUGGGUCCUAAAUUUGGAAAACGACAUAGGAUUACGGAAUACAAUAACCGAAGAAAUAAGGAAAUUUUUGGAUUGGGAAAGGUCUUCAGAAUUUUUGUUGAUGAUUACAAUAAUGCUAUGAGGAGUAUUAUGUUACGAGAUUUUUUACAGAGUUCUUUACAGAUAGCAUUACUAUGUCUUUACGUACUGUUUGAGGUAGACAUGCUAUCCAUGACAGCUGGAGUAGGAUUUGGAAUCAUUCUUCUAUGCAGAUUAGGAGUUUACUACUGGUAUGCUAAUGAAGUCAUGAUGAAGAGCUUUGACUUGGUAGAUGCAAUAUAUACAACAAAGUGGUAUGAAAAAUCACGAAGAACAAAGUCGCUAGUGAAUAUUUUCAUGCUCAAAUGUAAUCAAGGAGCAGGACUUCAGAUAGGAACGUUGACUGUGAUGUCUUGGAGCAUAUUUUUUGGAGUAAGUUUUUAA
Messenger RNA from Diabrotica virgifera virgifera (western corn rootworm), 1107 nucleotides. RefSeq lists its product as uncharacterized. The transcript has 7 exons. The coding region runs from base 1 to 1107 and encodes 368 amino acids. Gene Ontology annotation, molecular function: odorant binding; olfactory receptor activity. The record is from RefSeq and is a predicted model, not a curated record. Gene Ontology annotation, cellular component: plasma membrane. Gene Ontology annotation, biological process: sensory perception of smell; detection of chemical stimulus involved in sensory perception of smell. Lineage: Eukaryota; Metazoa; Arthropoda; Insecta; Coleoptera; Chrysomelidae.